Penicillium malachiteum is the source of this 192-nucleotide messenger RNA. RefSeq lists its product as uncharacterized. Gene Ontology annotation, molecular function: protein binding. The record is from RefSeq and is a predicted model, not a curated record. Bases 1 to 192 code for a protein of 63 amino acids. The transcript has a single exon. NCBI's taxonomy places the organism in Eukaryota, Fungi, Ascomycota, Eurotiomycetes, Eurotiales, Aspergillaceae.
AUGUGCAAAUUCUAUCGUCUAAUAGAAGAUGUCUUUGGAAGUCGCUCGCCACUUGCCCAUCCAGCCCGCGAGGGCCAUAAAGAAUUAAUUCAAUAUCUUCUAAAGGAGGGUGCCGAUAUAGAUACUAAGGAUAUCUUGAAUAUGUCUCCUCUGGCCUUAGCAGCAGAGCAGGGACACAAGGGAGUGGUGUAA